Myiozetetes cayanensis is the source of this 4963-nucleotide messenger RNA. It is a transcript of the gene PHLDB1, whose product is annotated as pleckstrin homology like domain family B member 1. The transcript has 26 exons. The record is from RefSeq and is a predicted model, not a curated record. Gene Ontology annotation, cellular component: basal cortex. Lineage: Eukaryota; Metazoa; Chordata; Aves; Passeriformes; Tyrannidae. Gene Ontology annotation, molecular function: protein binding. Bases 81 to 4460 code for a protein of 1459 amino acids. Gene Ontology annotation, biological process: regulation of microtubule cytoskeleton organization.
CAGAGGCCGGGAGGGGCUGCCGGUCCAGAGGAGUGAAGCAGCCUGUGUCCAGAAGCAUCCGAUAUCUCCAGGCGAGCAACAUGGAGGCAUCUGGCAGGACCCCCACCAGCCCAACCCACAGAGUCCAGAAUGUCAUCCAGAACAGCCCUCUGGACCUGAUUGACACGGGCAAGGGGCUGAAAGUGCAGACGGAAAAGCCUCAUUUGGUGAGCCUGGGCAGCGGCCGGCUCAGCACUGCCAUCACACUCCUACCCCUGGAGGAAGGAAAGACCACCAUUGGCACGGCCAUGACAGACAUUGUCCUGCAAGGCCCCGGGCUGGUGCCUCAGCACUGCUACAUCGAGAACGUGCAGGGGACGCUCACCCUGCACCCCUGUGGCAACAUCUGCGCCAUCGAUGGUGUGACUGUCCGGCGGCCCACACGCCUCACCCAAGGGUGCACCAUCUGCCUGGGCCAGGCCACUUUCCUCCGCUUCAACCACCCUGCCGAGGCCAAGUGGAUGAAGAGCAUGAUCCCGGCGGGGGGCAGGAGCCCAGCGGCUUUCUACGGGCUGCCAGCAAAGCCUGAGGCCCUGGUGAACGGGGGCCACCAGCCGUCAGAGCGUGGGUGUCCCAGCCAUAGCUCCCUCGUCAGCUCAAUAGAGAAGGACCUGCAGGACAUCAUGGACUCACUGGUGCUGGAGGAGCCGGCAUCCCCUGGCAUCCAGAAGCCACCAGCCUGCGGCCAGUCCCCCCUCUCCCCUGUGGUGAACGGAGGUGGACGCUGCCUCCUGUCCCCUCCAUCCAGCCCCGGCGCCGCCUCGGGAGGCUCCAGCUAUGAGAACUUCUCUCCGCUGUCCUCCCCAGCCAGCAGCAGCAGCUACACCAGCCCCUCGCUCAGCAGCCAGGAGCAGGGGCCACCCGUGCCCCCCCUUGUCCCGCUCCGCUCCUCCAGCUACAACCACACUGUGCAGCCACCCACCCUGCCCAGUGGGAGUCCCACUGAGCCUUGGCCUGUUGAGAGGCUCAGCGACCAUCGGGCAGGCAGUCCCCGGCUGACACCCAGGGUGGCACCGCGGCCACGGGUGGCCCUGCAGGAGAGGCCCCCGAGCCCCUUCCGUGAACUGCGGGACUCCCUGGUGCCCAGCCGACAGGCUUCGAGCAGGGCAGUCCCAGAGGCCCGACUGCAGCCCCCUGAGAGCCCACGGCUGGCUCGGAGGAACAUGGAGAGCAUGCGGGAGCUGCCCCCCCUGAGCCCCUCCUUGUCACGCCGGGCCACCAGUUCCCGGGCAGCUCCUGAUGCCCCCUUCCCACAGGCCCGGCUGGGCAGGGAGGUGCCUGGCAGUCCCCGUGCAAGGCUCAAGGGCUCGGAAGAGUCGAGAGGUGCUGGGAGCCCCUCGCCCCCACUGCUGGCAGAGACCUCCACACGCCGCCCCAGCUUUGGCACUUGCCUGAGCCCAAUGUAUGGGCUGAGCUCACCGGCUGUGCCCUCGCCCCAUCAGAGCCCCCGUGCCCCCAGGAAGCCUUUGGGGGACCCACGGCUGCCCGUGGGGCCACGAGAGCGCAAGAACAGCAUCACUGAGAUCAGUGACAACGAGGAUGAGCUACUGGAGUACCACCGGCGGCAGCGGCAGGAGCGAGUUCGGGAGCAGGAGAUGGAACGCCUGGAGCGGCAGCGCCUGGAGACCAUCCUGAACCUCUGUGCUGAGUACACCAAGACGGACAGCACUGAGCCGGGUGACGUGCCCCAGCUCCUGGCUGGUGAUGUGGAUGCUGGCCGGCGGGUGCCCAGGGGUGCCGUGCCUCUGGGUCGUGCAGCUGAGGAGCUACGGCAGAGGGAGAGCCUGGUGAGAUCAGAUGAGGAGAACUUGAAGGAGGAGUGCAGUAGCACCGAGAGCACCCACCAUGAGCACGAGGAGUUGACGGGACCCCGGGCCAAAGAGGCGCAGCGGCUGGAGGAGGAGCGUGCCAGCGUCCUUGGCCGCCUGGACCAGCUGAAGGGCCGUGUCAAGGAGCUGGAGCAGCAGCUGCAGGAGACAUCACGAGAGGCAGAGAUGGAGCGGGCGCUGCUGCAGGGUGAGCGGGAGUCAGAGGCGGCACGGCUGCAGCAGGAGCAGGAAGCAGUGCAACAGCUGCAGGAGAAGCUCUCCAGCCUGGAUGCCAGCAUCCGCAAGGAGCGGGACAAGGAAAGGGCAAAGAUUGAUGCUGAAAGGAAGGAGCUAGAGCAACUCCGGGCGCUUUACCAUGAGUCGAAGAGUCACCUUGAUAAGUGCCCCGAGUCAAUGCGGGAACAGUUGCGGGAGCAGAUGCGAAGGGAGGCAGAGGCACUGGAGACAGAGGCCAAGCUGUUUGAGGACCUGGAGUUCCAGCAGCUGGAGCGUGAGAGCCGCCUCGAAGAGGAGCGUGAAGCACGGGGCCAGCAGCUCCUACAGAGCCGGGCCGAGUGCAACCGCAGCAUUGCCCGCAGGAAGGAGCGGGUGGCUGCCCUGGAUGCCCAAGCUGCCCAGAUUCGGCUGCAGAGUGCCCAGGAGGCCGAGCGACUGACCAGGGAGCGGAGUGGCACCCUGCAGCUCCUGCAGAAGGAGAAGGAGAAGCUCAUGUCUCUGGAGAGGCGAUACCAGCUCGUCACAGGUGGCAAGAGCUUCCCCAAAAUGUCCUCCGCUCUCAGAGAAGAGACCCUCCAUAUCUCAGAGCCAUAUGAGCUAUUGGAGGGAACUAAGUCCUUGAGCCCCCUGCCAGCAGCAGCUGCCUCCUUAGCUUCUCCUGCCACCUGCUCCUACCCCAAGGCACAAGAGGAGUACAUGAGGCUGUCUGACGUUUUCAGGUUCUGCAGCAAUGCUCAUGGCCCCAGCCUGGACACUAAAGCUUCUGCUGCUGCCCCUGCUGCUGCUCAGCGCUCUUUCUUGCUUGCUGUACCUCCAGCAGCCGACGAGUACGUGACUGUUGAGCAACUCUCAGGCAUCCUGGGCAGCCUCCACACCCCUGCUGCUUCCUUGCUGGGCUGCACCCCUCCGGCCCUUUCAUCCUCCGGCUGCACUCCUCCUCUUCAAUCUCUCUCUUCUCCCUUCAUCUCUGCAGAGAUGGAGCAGCAGCUGCCGGGAGGCCCCGCGUGCCUCCCGGCUCUUGAUUUAGAGAAAUGGUACCAGGAGGUCAUGGCUGGCUUUGAAACCUCCUCUUGCCCUGUCUCUUCUCCUUCUUCCCCUCCUCCACUUCCAGCUAAAGCUCACUCCUCUCACAAGGCUCUCCAGGUCUAUCGUGCAAAAACAGAGGGUGACGCUGGUGUCCCCAGCCCUCGGAUGAAGAGUGGGACCCCCUCGUCCUCACAGCUAAACCUCUCUGUGCUGGGGCGCAGCCCCUCGCCCAAGGGCCCCCCGAGCCCAGCGGGCAGCCUGCCCCGCAACCUGGCGGCCACGCUGCAGGACAUCGAGACCAAGCGCCAGCUGGCCCUGCAGCAGAAGGCCAAGCUGCUCCCAACAGAGCCCUUGCAGCCGGGUGAUUUACCAGGUCAGCAGGUGAUUGAGGAGCAGAAGCGACGUCUCGCGGAGCUGAAGCAAAAAGCGGCUGCUGAGGCGCAGUCCCAGUGGGAAGCCCUGCAUGGGCAGCCCCCCUUUCCCACUGCCUUCCCCCGGCUCGUGCAUCACUCCAUCCUCCACCACCACCGUUCCCAUGGCGCUGGGCCCCGGGCUGAGGAGCUGGACCAUGCAUAUGACACCCUUAGCCUGGAGAGCUCAGACAGCAUGGAGACCAGCAUCUCUACUGGCAACAACUCUGCCUGCUCACCUGACAACAUCUCCAGUGCCAGCGGGAUGGAGACAGGUAAGAUUGAGGAGAUGGAGAAGAUGCUGAAGGAGGCACAUGCUGAGAAGUCCCGGCUGAUGGAAUCCCGGGAGCGGGAGAUGGAACUGCGCCGGCAAGCGCUGGAGGACGAGCGCCGGCGCCGGGAGCAGCUGGAACGCCGGCUGCAGGAUGAGACUGCGCGGCGGCAGAAGCUGGUGGAGAAGGAGGUCAAGCUGCGGGAGAAGCACUUCUCGCAGGCUCGUCCCCUGACACGGUACCUCCCCAUCCGCAAGGAGGAUUUCAACCUGCGGCUGCACAUUGAGUCCUCGGGCCACAGUGUGGACACCUGCUACCACGUCAUCCUGACUGAGAAGAUGUGCAAGGGCUACCUGGUCAAGAUGGGGGGCAAGAUCAAGUCUUGGAAGAAGCGCUGGUUUGUCUUUGACCGCAUGAAGCGCACCCUCUCCUACUACAUGGAUAAACACGAGACAAAGCUGAAGGGUGUCAUCUACUUCCAAGCUAUCGAAGAGGUUUACUACGACCACCUCCGCAGUGCUGCAAAGAGCCCCAACCCUGCGCUCACUUUCUGUGUCAAGACCCACGACCGUCUCUACUUCAUGGUGGCACCCUCGGCCGAAGCCAUGCGCAUCUGGAUGGAUGUCAUUGUCACCGGGGCAGAGGGGUACACCCAGUUCAUGAACUGAGGGGGGGUGCUGUGCACCCCAGAUCCACCACUUGGAUGGACUCUUGAGGAUCCCAAGCAGUGAGGAGCUUCUGCAGGGGCCACAGCCCCUGCUGCACCCUGUGCCAAGGGGUGUGCACGCCAUAGCAGUGGAGCUACACUUGGCCCAUGCUGGGUGGCACUGAGCAUUGCCUGCUCAGCCAAGGGAGUAAGAUUUUUUAUGUUGACUUUUUAAAAACAACAUUUAUUUGAAAAAGUGCUCAAAUGUAACAAGCUGCCAAAGAACUGCCAGGGCUUGAGCUUUCUGCCAUGGGGAGGUGCUGGAUUUGAGGCAGACACUGAUAGUUGCCACAGUGUUCCAGGGAGGGACUGUGAGGCCCCCAGCUGGCUAGGACCCCCACUGAGGAAGACCCAGACCCCUCUUUGUAAACCUUUUGUAACUCCGGAUCGGUGUCCCUCUUCUCCCGACCGUGCCGUGGCCGGAUGGGGAUUGUAGGGCUGCCCAGCCAUAAAGCAUUUCACAAA